Coregonus sp. 'balchen' is the source of this 6794-nucleotide messenger RNA. The record is from the annotation of a GenBank genome assembly. NCBI's taxonomy places the organism in Eukaryota, Metazoa, Chordata, Actinopteri, Salmoniformes, Salmonidae.
AGUUGGUCCAAUAGCACUUUUCAGGAUGACAGGGAUUAUUCUACUCCUGCUGGUACUUGCGUUUACUUUUUCUGAAGCGGAGGACAAUGGUAAGUCGGGCAACAAUUAUUGCUGCUUUCCAACAAUGUCUAAUUACAUUUACAUUCUACAUUUUAAGGAGAAGAAUGGUAAAGAAUGGUGACAGUAUUAUUGUAGAUCAGUAUAUCCAUUAGGAAAUAGCAAUUGCUUUUAAAAAACAAUAUAAUUUGAAACUAUUUUUGUAUUUAUUGUAAAUGUGAUGACAUGUCGAUUUAUAAAGCAGUCGAAACAUUUUCUGAGAGGUGCAAUAAAGAAAUAGAUAUAUAGGCUUAUCAAAUCGACAUUUUAUUUAUUUAUCACAUGCGCGGAAUACAACUGGUGUAAUAGACAUGACUACAUGCUUGCUUACGAACCUUUCCCAAUGAUGCAGAGUUUACAAAUAAUAAUACAAAAUAGUAACUAACACAACAGGAAUAAAAGAAAAUACACAAGAAUGGACCUAUAUACAGUGAGUACCAGUAGCCUACCAGAUCAAUGUGCAGAGAGAGGGACGAGGUAUUUGAGGUAGAUACAGUAUGCACAUGAAGGCAGGGUAAAGUGACUAGGCAUCCGGAUAGAUAAUAAAAAAGAGUGAAAUAAAGAACAGAGUAGCAGCAGAAAAUUAUGAGUGUAAAAGUGUGCGUGUGUUUGUGGUGUGUUGGUAUGCGCGUGUGCGUAUUAAGUGUAUGUGAACGUGUGAGGGUUUUCUGUGGGAGUGACUGUGUAGUGUGCGUGAGUAUGUAUAUGGUGUGUAUUUAACAUCAGAUGAGUGUGCGUAGGGUCAGUCAGUGCAAGAUAGAGUCAGUGCAGAUAGUUUGGGUAACAUGAAUUGACUAUUUAGCUAUCUGGCUAUUUAGCAGUAUUAUGGCUUUGGGGCAGAAGCUGUCUUGGAGCCUGUUGGUCGGAGAGCUGAUGCUCCGUUACAGUUUGCCGGAGGGUAGCAGAGUGAACAGUCUAUGGCUUGGGUGGCUGGAGUCUUUGGCAAUUUUUCGGGCCUUCCUCUGACACUGCCUGAUAUAUAGUUCCUGGAUGGCAGGACUUUAUGUAUGUUUAUGUAUGGAAUGAAAGUUAUUUCUAUGAUUGAUAUCAUAUUUUUUCUCUUUCACAAAUAUAAGCCUAUAAUUAAAUCUCAGACAUAUCUAAUUCAAUCUUUGUAUAGGCUACUUUGCAACAAUACAAUCAUGUGAAAUGUGCAUAUCAUAAAGCUGGAGUUCAAAAAAAUAGUGAAAUUCUCAUAAUCUGACAACUAUCGGUGUCAGUAAAUUACAUCUAGUUCGAAUUACAAAGCAUACUUCCACUAGACGCUCUAAUCCAGAGUGAUUUUGAGGAGCAAGGGAACGUUGACAGAUUCUUUACCUAGUAGGCUCGGGGAUUCGAACCAGUGACCUUUCAGUAACUAGACCAACGCGCUUAACCGCUAGGCUACGUGCCAUCCCAUAAUGUAGAUUUUGAUUUUUGAGGUACAAUGAUUAUCCUGUGAAUUCUUUACUUUACUUUUAAGUGUUUGGCUUGUGUACUGACAGUAAGACUUUAUAGGCCUACUCAUAAGAUCUGGAUGAAAAUGUCUUUAGAAAUGACUAUGUAAUAUCAGUAGAUUAGAAUAUAUGGUGAAUACAUAAAAAACAAAAUCACCAUUGAAUAGAAUAUAUGCAGUGCAUUUUGUAUGCUUUAGUUCAGUGCCCACACUCAUUUAAUUUAUUUUAUUUGACCAGGUUAGUCUUAUUGAGAUGAAAUAUCUAUUUUACAAGAGACCUGGCCAAAUAUCAGCACACAAAGUUUCAGACACAUUUACAACAUAAUAAAACAUAGAGCAUCACAGUUUAAAAACAUCAAUUUAAAGAUUGAGCAGGCAAGAUACUUUGGGGAGGUGUGGUGCAUCCUGGGGUCAAAACAUUGACAGCCCCCAACUUCAUUGUCCACCAUAAGUUUGACCCUAGCUUUAAACACACUCAAGGAGACAACCUCCUGUAAUUUCAUGCCCUUUUGUAGUUCGUUCCAAUUGGAAGGGGCAGAGAACUGGCAAUGCUUUUUUUACCCAGCUCUGACAGUUAAAAAACGAUUGAUAGUCUCAAGCUAUUGCUUAUAUUAAGAAGCAAUCAACUGUACUCAUAACCUUAUAUGAUGGAGGUAUGAUAUAGGGGCCAUUGAUAUUAUAAAGUUAUAAUAUACUGCUGGGUGUAACUGGAUUGUUCUUGCCUGCUUUAUCCAGAGCUGUUCUCCGUGAUCAGCACCCCCUCUGAGAAGGGCCAGAGUGUUUUACCCGACCCUGCCCAGAACCAGAGCACAAGGCUAGGGACCAAAGACCCCUCUCUCCCCAUAAACGAGCUCCUGGAAAAGAGCAGCAAAGCCGGGGACCCCAAGUACGCCCUCCACCCCCUUCCCUCGGGGGUCUGGCCCAAGCACAGUGACCCUCGCCCCGGCCCCCACAACAAGAGCAAGAAGGGCCCUAAAAAUGACCGCCUGAUCGAGCACAACAGCGAGAAGAACCGCGGCGAGGCGGGUCUAGCACUUCCCAAAACGCCACUAAUCGCUGCCACCAACCGCACACAGAAAGUCAACGUGGACCCUCACCGGGACCCCCACACUAACUUCAACAACCCCCCGCAGAGUGACCCGGACAGUCACCCCAACUCCAGACCCAGGGGCCACCCCCACCCUCACCCGGCCCCCUCCCCUCGCAGGGACCCCCCAACCAGAAAGCUGGACCCGGAGGAGAAUCGCCCUGGGGGGAAGUCCAGUCUGUACCAGUCCGGCGGCGCCAACCGGAAUAACAGCCGCUCAUCUGUGCUCAUCAACCGUCGCUCCUCCAGCCUGCUCUACCACUUCGACAUCCUGAAACGAGGUACGGAAAGUGACACUAUACCCCCACACUAUGUAUGGUGACAGUGAGAGACUGCUGAGAUUUUGGGGAUAGUUAGCUAAUUACCUCUCCAGCCACAAAUUGCUACCUAAAUCUGGAUUGAAUGUGUCCCUUUGUGUGAAGUCUUAGGGAGUGAGAGGUUAUGAUAGCAAUGCUAAAUAUGCCUAAGUGAGAUCAGUUAUGAUGCAGUAAUUAAGGGGUGAGACCCGGAACGGGGAGGACUGGGGAACGUGGAGCCCCCUCCUGCGGAAUGCGACGCCUGGGUUUUGUAAUGACAACCCUGGUCCUUCUAAUGACACUGGAAUGAAGUCUGGCUCCACACAAGCAGGCACGGCCCGGUCGGUCACUCGCUCCUUCUUCUCAUCUCUCUCGCUCUCUUCCUUUCUCUUUGACUCCCUCUCUCACAGAGUCUGACUUCACUCACGAGGCCGUCUGCAUGAGUGAGUGCAGGAAGGAGAAGGAGGAGAGAGAGUACUACUGCUACAGUGAAUUUGGUGAGUGUGUGUGUGUGUGUGUGUGAACAGGGUUAGACUAUUGUAUGAGAGUGAGAUGGGUGGCCUGGCCACCAUCUUCCAGUGAUCUCUCCAUAAAGACUGGAAGUGAAGGGAUGGGAGAAGGGGACAAAAUAAGGCCAUGACACAAUGUCUGGUGCAGUCUAUUUGCAACCCGCCAAUCAUGCUGUAGUUUAGACUAGAGUGACAGAAAGAGGCUGCUCAUCAUGGUGCAGGGUGAAGUUGCACCUAAACGGUGAUCUUGGGUCAGUUUUGCUGAUCCUAGAUCUGUACCUACGAGUGCUCUGCGCUACUAUCCACUUUAUAGUUACAAACAAUGACCUUUACUUUCAUUUGACCAUUUACCGUUACAUUUCAGCCAUCAAUGGGAUCGUUCACGACAUAGACAUGGUGCGUAAGGGGAUUAGACUCAUCACACUGAUGGUGAGCAGCGAUGGUUUCUACAAGAUGAGCCGUCUCUAUGUCACUCCAGACAGCUUCUUUCUCAAAGUGCGUCUCCUAGUCCUGGACACCUACAAAUGCAGCAAGCCUUGUCCUGACAUCAAACUAGGUAAGUGUCAACUUAAGGAACCAAUGAAUGCAUCCCAAAUGGCACCCUAUCCCCUAAAUCAGGGCUCUCCAACCCUGUUCCUAGAGAGCUACCCUCCUGUCGGUUUUCAAUCCAACCCCAGUUGUAACUAACCUGAUUCAGUUUAUCAACCAGAUAAUUAUUAGAAUCAGGUGCGCUAGAUUAGGGUUGGAGUGAAAACCUAGAGGACGGUAGCUCUCCAGGACAGGGUUGGAGAGCCCUGCCCUAUACAGUGGGGGAAAAAAGUAUUUAGUCAGCCACCAAUUGUGCAAGUUCUCCCACUUAAAAAGAUGAGAGAGGCCUGUAAUUUUCAUCAUAGGUACACGUCAACUAUGACAGACAAAAUGAGAAUUUUCUUUCCAGAAAAUCACAUUGUAGGAUUUUUAAUGCAUUUAUUUGCAAAUUAUGGUGGAAAAUAAGUAUUUGAUCAAUAACAAAAGUUUCUCAAUACUUUGUUAUAUACCCUUUGUUGGCAAUGACACAGGUCAAACGUUUUCUGUAAGUCUUCACAAGGUUUUCACACACUGUUGCUGGUAUUUUGGCCCAUUCCUCCAUGCAGAUCUCCUCUAGAGCAGUGAUGUUUUGGGGCUGUCGCUGGGCAACACGGACUUUCAACUCCCUCCAAAGAUUUUCUAUGGGGUUGAGAUCUGGAGACUGGCUAGGCCACUCCAGGACCUUGAAAUGCUUCUUACGAAGCCACUCCUUCGUUGCCCGGGCGGUGUGGUUGGGAUCAUUGUCAUGCUGAAAGACCCAGCCACGUUUCAUCUUCAAUGCCCUUGCUGAUGGAAGGAGGUUUUCACUCAAAAUCUCACGAUACAUGGCCCCAUUCAUUCUUUCCUUUACACGGAUCAGUCGUCCUGGUCCCUUUGCAGAAAAACAGCCCCAAAGCAUGAUGUUUCCACACCCAUGCUUCACAGUAGGUAUGGUGUUCUUUGGAUGCAACUCAGCAUUCUUUGUCCUCCAAACACGACGAGUUGAGUUUUUACCAAAAAGUUAUAUUUUGGUUUCAUCUGACCAUAUGACAUUCUCCCAAUCCUCUUCUGGAUCAUCCAAAUGCACUCUAGCAAACUUCAGACGGGCCUGGACAUGUACUGGCUUAAGCAGGGGGACACGUCUGGCACUGCAGGAUUUGAGUCCCUGGCGGCGUAGUGUGUUACUGAUGGUAGGCUUUGUUACUUUGGUCCCAGCUCUCUGCAGGUCAUUCACUAGGUCCCCCCGUGUGGUUCUGGGAUUUAUGCUCACCGUUUUUGUGAUAAUUUUGACCCCACUGGGUGAGAUCUUGCGUGGAGCCCCAGAUCGAGGGAGAUUAUCAGUGGUCUUGUAUGUCUUCCAUUUCCUAAUAAUUGCUCCCACAGUUGAUUUCUUCAAACCAAGCUGCUUACCUAUUGCAGAUUCAGUCUUCCCAGCCUGGUGCAGGUCUACAAUUAUGUUUCUGGUGUCCUUUGACAGCUCUUUGGUCUUGGCCAUAGUGGAGUUUGGAGUGUGACUGUUUGAGGUUGUGGACAGGUGUCUUUUAUACUGAUAACAAGUUCAAACAGGUGCCAUUAAUACAGGUAACGAGUGGAGGACAGAGGAGCCUCUUAAAGAAGAAGUUACAGGUCUGUGAGAGCCAGAAAUCUUGCUUGUUUGUAGGUGACCAAAUACUUAUUUUCCACCAUAAUUUGCAAAUAAAUUCAUAAAAAAAUCCUACAAUGUGAUUUUAAUUUUGUCUGUCAUAGUUGACGUGUACCUAUGAUGAAAAUUACAGGCCUCUCUCAUCUUUUUAAGUGGGAGAACUUGCACAAUUGGUGGCUGACUAAUUAAAAAAAUUCCCCCACUGUAUGGUGCACUCUGGACAAAAGUAGUGCACUAUAUAGGGCAGGGGUAUUCAAAUCCUAUGCUGGAGGUCUGAAGUACGGCUGGUUUUCUGUUCUACCUGAUAAUUUAUUGCACCCACCUGGUGUCCCAGGUCUAAAUCAGUCCCUGAUUAGAGGGGAAGAAUGAAAAAAGCAGUGGAACUGGCUUUGAGGUCCAGAUUUGAAUUUGAGGGAUAUAGGGAAUAGGGUGUCACCAUGGCUACAUUCCGAUAGCAACACUAGCAUAUUACUUAUAACGGAUUCCCAAUACAUUUCUCCAUGCUAUGUGGUAUGCUAGUAUAGUCAAUGGUACUGAACUCAUGUCUACCAGUUGAGCAGAGAGACCAAAUACUGCUAAUGAAUUCACUGACACCCUCUCUUCCCCCCAUGCUAUUCUAUAGGUAGCCGAUACAUUGUAAUGGGCCAGAUCUACCACCGGAGGCGCCACCUCCCCAACGACCUCCUGGCCCUGCUGGGGGGCAAACUGAAGCCAGGGGACGGCCUCCUGCGCAGCAACAACUACGUCAAGCGCUUCAACAAGAGGAGACACCAGAAAGCCCUGGAGGCCACCCGCUCCAAGUGUAGGUGAACCCAAAACAGACUAUCGCCCCCUGCAGCGGCGGAAAAGACAUUGCAGCUGUCAACAUGAAGUGACUGUGACCUAUAACCCCUUCAGCAUUUCAGCAGAGACGUAGAAGGACGAGGCCAAGAUGUUGUUGUUUUUUUCUGGCAUGGACCUCCUGCACUUGUUUGUAUCAUAAUCAAGGUUGAGUGGUAAUGUUUUUGCUUGUCUGUCUGUACAGUCUUUACCUUGUAGCUUUGCGUCCUCUUUGAUAGAAGACACAAGUGGAGUCUAUAUCAAAGGUUCUCGUCUUUAAACCUCUGCUUGAAGUGUCCCAUCAGAUUUCCUCAUACUGUUGCUCUCUAUUAUUGUGCAUGAGCAUAGAGUUGGAUAGAGGGCA